GUCGGGUCACGUCACUUCUCCAUUACUUCCGUUGCUAACGAAGCUUCCGUGCUGUACGGUGAAGAGGUGGUGAUUUAAGAUAGACGGGACAUGGAUCAAAGUUAAGAGUAAGGAUCAACUGUCCAGCACGAGUCCCAGGUGAAAACAGUCACGAUGGUAGAUUACCUGUCUCGGUACCGGCUGUAUGGCCACGGCUACACCUCCCCAGAACAACGCUACCCCAUCACCACCUACAGAGAAAUCUACAGGGACAAUGCGCCGCACAUCUUUGGGCGAAGACCACGAUCACACGACUGCCGGAUGGAGUCCGUAAAGGAUUUGACAGAGAAAAAGGACUGGGAGGCCUGGAUGUUUUCCCACGGUCUUGGCCAGGUAUACCGAAGUGUCAACUACCUCCAUAACCAAGAAAAAGAGCUCACUCCACAGGGCACCACCGCGCCUGACAAACUUCUCUUCAACAUUGGCGUAAAGGGUCGAGGAGACGGUGACUUCUACUAUCCUCGUGGCUUAUCUGUUACACUAGACGGUGAAGUACUGAUCGCCGACACAUUGAACCACAGAGUGCAGAUCUUUAACCAAUUCGGGAUCUUCAUCAAGAAGAUCGGCUCCAAAGGCACUGGUGAAGGACAGUUCAAUGAACCCUCGGGCGUUACUGAACUACCGAAUGGAGACUUAGCUGUUGCAGAUAAGAGAAACAAACGAGUGCAGGUCUUUUCACAAAGAAGACAAUUUAAAUUUAUGUUUCCAACCGGAGAUGAACCUUUCUCCAUCGCAAGUGAUAAAGACUACAACAUAAUUGUUUCUACCAUCCGGAGAUCAAUAGAGGUGUACAGGCGGGGUGGGAAGCUGGUCCAUGCUUUCUCUGUAGGGGGAUCAGCUCGGGACAAAAUCGGGUGUCACGUUUGUGUCAACAAUAAGGAAGAGGUGAUCGUAAGUGAUGCAGUCAACAACUCGGUCAAGUACUUUACAUACGGUGGCAAACUUCUGUACAAGUUUAAUCCAAUGUCUACAGGAGAUGGCUUGUCAAUGUUACCGUCUGGUAUCUGUGUUAAUAUGGCCGGUGAGGUGAUCGUCGGGGAUGCCCUUAAUCACACAGUGAACUUAUACUCUGAACGCGGGGUCCUACUGAAACAACUCAUUGGACCUUCUGAUGAGGCUGGUGCGGUUCAGACUUGCGCAAUUGGACCGGAAGGACAUUUAAUGGUGACGGAAUUUAGUGUUUCCGGUCCACAUUCAUUGAAAAUAUUUCGAUACAAACAAUGCUAUUGUCACCUUACCAGACCAGGUUCGAGCAAGAGGAGAUCUCCGACUAAAAUGGAGUGAUCUUUUCAAUUCCCAUCUGUCAUGGCCUUUCUUACUAUGAUAUAUCUGGUUUCUGUGCCCAUACACUAAUUACGACGUCGGCCAGCUGUAUUGAGCACAUGCUACAUUAACCAUUAAGAAAUAGAUAAUAUAUGUUUUUAUGAUAGAAGGAACCAUAUUUGGAAUACAUAACAGUAUUAAAGAAGAACAAUAUUUUUUUUGUAUGAACUUUGUUUUAAAGUUGUCGAACAGCAGGGUGCUGGUAGAAUUGGAUUCAAAUCAUAACUUAUGUAUCCCUAGGAACUAGAACACUGUUAAUGGCAUGGAACCUGAUUACGUUCAUUUGUGUUUAACAUGAAUGUGAAAUGAAUAAGAUACGUGCAAACCUGUGCAGGUAUGGGUAUAGGGAUAUCCACUGUUAUCAUUUUAAAAUAUCAAUAUAAUUCUUCUCUCAAUUUAUUUCAGCAAAAUUACAAUACUUUGUACCACAGAUAUUAAUUUGAUAUUGAUAUCCAUAAUUGCAAUAUUUCAUUAUCUGCAUAAUCUCGCUUUCCUUUCACAGUUUAGAGAUAACAUACCCAAUAUGUAAUUGAUUUAGAUUUAAUAUGUGGUACCGAUCAACGCUGUCGGGGAUUUGUUAUUAUAGGGGAUGUGUGGAACUGGAUUUUACAAGAUUUAGUUCAGUAUUGUUAAUUUAGAGAAAGUGCUUGCCAUUUAAAACAUUAGCAUAUGCCUACCUAAACUUCAAUAUAGACAUGUUUGUAAAUCAGACUGAAAUUUAUAGUCUUUAAAAACUGUUAUAUGAUAUAAAAGGGUCACAUGUAAUCAUCGGUUUUUGAACGGAAUUGGUAUUUUUCCUUAAUUUGACAGCUUUCUGAACGUGAAUAUUUGUUAUCAAAUGACAGUUUUUUGAUAUCAAAAGUUAAUACUAGUAUAUACAUAUAAGAAUAUGAACGUGAUAGACAUGCACGUGAUUACACCUAUAACAUUUGGUAAUAGAUACGCCAUGCCAUAAAUGAAUUCCACUUCACCAUACAGCUGAGUUGUCUUAGGACUCAUCGCUGAUGUUAGUGGCCAAACAGGUAGAAAUCUAAAUUGGACUUAACUACUGUUGAAACAGAUUGGCAGGUGCUUUAUUUUCCGAAAUUAUAUGAAUUUCAAAAUUAAGAGAUGUACAGGUUAAUUUCAAGUUUAUAAUGAGAAUAGUAAGUGGUGUAUAUUAUUAACCAUAUUCCUACAUACAUACCAUGUUUGACAGGCGGAAAAUUAAGUGCACUUGGUUAAAAGCUGCUACGUGUCGUCAUCAUUUUUUCUGUAAGUAACUAAAUAGAGCAUAACCUUUUCUUUCCCUGGUGUUCUUCAUCUUUUUUGCGUUUUGAUUGAAUGUGAUUUUAGCUCUGCUUGUAUAGACAAAUAUUGACUAGGUUGGGAUUGUUGUCGUCUGUCAAGAGGCCUCAAUGUCGCGAUUUGGCAGGAAGUAAAGGAUUCAGAAUAUUCAAUCUAAGAAUUUUGUGGUAUUGAAUAUUAUCUAUGAACUGUCAGAAAUAACAAUGAUGUCGUAUUUUGCAUCUACUCUGCCAAAAUAUUUUCUAGGUUGAAGGUUUUGGAUACUGUAGUAUGUCUUAUGCCAUGGGAGAUAAUUAUUUUGGUUAAGUAGUAGCAAAAUAAUAAUAAUAAAAAAACACCAUACUGAAUAUGUUACUUAGACAGUAUUUAUACUAAAGGGUCAUACAUUAUGCAUAACUGUAUUCGUUUUCUUAAACUCUGGCAUUUUCAUCUUUUAAUUAUUGUCAUUUAUUAUUUAUCAAAAAUAAAGAUGUUUUGUUUAUAUGGGAAUAUCAUCCUCUAUACUCCAUGGGUUACGCUCACUAACGCUCUUUGCGUCCCUGGAAUAUGCCUUUGCAAAAUUGAAGGCAUUCGGAUAGCUUUUUAAUUGGUCAAAGGCAAAAAAAAAAACCUGACCAAUCGCUAGGCUAAUAUCUUCCCUUUGAAGAUUACGGAGGAGCGACGCUCGAAUUUAAAGUCAGUCAGUUUUAACGUUACGCUGUCGCAGGGUUGUUUUGGUGAACCUAACCUCUGUUUUAUCGAGGAUGAUGGGGGUAUAUAUGUGCAUUCUCAUUUUGUUGAUUUAUAAGCUCAUACGAUAAAAAUGAAGUUAUUAUAAACAUGCCUACAUAAUGGCGCUGUUAUAAACCUAUCUGUUGACAUUCUGUUAUCUUUAUUAGAACGAGAGUAAAACAAAAGAUUUGUUUACAAAAAUGAAUAAAGGACUUAAAAGAUGA
Mizuhopecten yessoensis (Yesso scallop) is the source of this 3584-nucleotide messenger RNA. Its product is annotated as tripartite motif-containing protein 3-like. Gene Ontology annotation, biological process: proteasome-mediated ubiquitin-dependent protein catabolic process; protein polyubiquitination; negative regulation of translation. Bases 154 to 1323 code for a protein of 389 amino acids. Lineage: Eukaryota; Metazoa; Mollusca; Bivalvia; Pectinida; Pectinidae. Gene Ontology annotation, molecular function: translation repressor activity; protein binding; ubiquitin protein ligase activity. The transcript has 4 exons. The record is from RefSeq and is a predicted model, not a curated record.